CGAUCCGCGAAUAUCAGCGGGGAAACUUCUGACUUCAAAGGCCGUACAUAUACUGACCUGCUUUUGUAAAGUUAAGCAUUCCGACUUCACUUCAGGCAUUUGCACCGAUCUUUCGAAUACUACCUACUACUAUCACCCCGCACCAACUCCUAGUCAUUGCUGACGCACUUCAAUAACACCCUGACUCGUACAAUCAUCAUGGCUCAAGUCAACGGGAACGCCCCAAAGAUCACUCUAUACACCAACCACAAUUGCCCUUGGGCACACCGCUCGCAUAUCGUCCUUAAGGAGCUUGGAUUGUCGUUUGAUGAGGUUAUCAUCGAUUUGAACACGCCGAGGGAGCCAUGGUAUCUUGAGAUUAACCCGCGCGGUCUCGUCCCUACCAUAGAUUUCAACGGUGAAAUUAUUACCGAGUCCGGCAUCGUCUCGCAGUUCCUCGCUGAUGCCUAUCCCUCGCACCUCCUCCCCGCCUCUGGCUCCGCCGAUGCAGCGCUGACCCGUGCGCGCAUCGGCUUCUUCGUUGACACCUGGUUCUCGAAGGCAGGCAGUUUUUGGUUCCAGAUCCUACUCAAGGAGUCCGAUGAGGAUAAGGAGAAGCUAGCGAAAGAGCUCGUGGAUAUUGUGGGUAAGGAGAUUGAGCCGUUGUUGAAGAAUGCGAAACCAUUCUUUGGCGGGAGCGCGAAGCUUACGCUGGCCGAGGCUCUAAUAGCACCUUUCAUCCUACGUAUUUACGCGCUGGCGAAACAUGGCUUUAUCCCACAAUCGGUCGUUUCAGGCUUCGACGCACUUCCCAACUUCUCGAAGUGGGCUGCCGAGGUGGUCAAGCACGAAAGCGUCACGUACAUCUGGGACGAGGAGCGGACAAUCGCUGGGACCGCAAAGAAGAUCGAGAGCCUGAGGGCAAAGGCGACUGCAAAGUGAGCUCACCCUACGCGAUGGUAUAUAUGAGCAAUGGUGACGAUGGUGAGAUUAUGAAACGUUAUCCAUAGAGUGCCAGGGAGCCUACAUUUAUCUACAAUUUUUUCCAG
Cucurbitaria berberidis CBS 394.84 is the source of this 1028-nucleotide messenger RNA. RefSeq names its product thioredoxin-like protein. The record is from RefSeq and is a predicted model, not a curated record. The transcript is spliced from 4 exons. The coding region runs from base 199 to 921 and encodes 240 amino acids. NCBI's taxonomy places the organism in Eukaryota, Fungi, Ascomycota, Dothideomycetes, Pleosporales, Cucurbitariaceae. Gene Ontology annotation, cellular component: cytoplasm.